GAAUCACUACUAAUACAUAAUAAGAAGCACUGCUAUAACAUAUCCAUAGAUGCACGAUCCAUAAAAUCAUUGCUACUACCAUCAUAUCCAAAAAAUUCACUAUUAUAAAAUCACUACACUAGUAUUACAAAACCACUACUACGAAUAAUCUCACAAUGUAUACAUUUUUUUGUAAAAACAACUCCAUAAUCUCUUCUCUUCCACUCCAUGUGAUUUUAGGAGGCCACAUUUGCAAACUAAAACAAAACUAAAAACAAUCACUACCUCUUCCACUUUACAAAACAAUACUACUAUAAAAAAUUGCUACGGCGUUAAACCAACAAAUAAAAAAAGCAUGACCACAAAAUCUUAAUUUACCGUGAAAUACUACUACUGUAAACCAAAACUAGUCCUAGUGAAAUGGUUACCACAUCCACAAAUCAGAAAUGCACUAUGAUGCCAUUUUCACUCCAAACAAUAUGACUUAUUAUCGGGUUGUCGUCUUCAUAUCAUAUCUACAUUUGAUCCCAAAUUCCCAACCAUUUUUCAAUUUAAACGUAGAUCUCGUCUCCACAUCAUAUCUACAGAAAGUAUGUGCAAAACAAAUAAAAGAAAUCAUAGUAACAUGUGAAGAUCAAAGAGUCAGAAAACAAAAAGCUGAAGAAAAGCUCUCCUUAAAAUAUUAAAGAGGCUAGACUUCAUAGUUCAACUUGCAUGAGGUGUUUGUGGAAGAGAUCGAUCGACGGAUGGAGCUGGGAAAAAGGAGUUGUGUUAAAGAUUGGGGCACCCAGCGACUUUUUAACUGAGUGUCUUGACGGAGCAAAAAAAGAUUUCGGGAUAGUGUUGAUGAUAGCGGCGGAAGUACUGAGGACGACAAAUGCAUCGAUGGCAAGAGUGGCGAUUGGGUAGUUAAAUAGUUCAAAAGAACAAAGUACAGAGGAGAUCGGAGAAGAAAAGGAGGGAAAUAGAAUGAAAGAGGAAAGGAUGAGAGAGACUCUCCUUAUUUCACUCUUAUAUAUCUGUACACGUUACUUCUCUAGGGUUGAAUCUAGUGCAAUCUUACCCAAAAACACCUUGAUAACUAAAUUACCAUUCGAUUAUCAAAAUAAUAAAUAAAUGGAGAUGUGAGGGGUUAGUACUGUGCUAACCUAUUAUACAAUUAGCCUCCCAUCCCAUUCCUAUUCACAUACAUCAAUGCAGUUAACUUGCAAUUGCAUAUUUAAUUAAAUGUUAUGUUUAGAUCAUAUAAAAUAAACUAAAAGAGAAAAUAAAAUAAUUAAAAUAAAAUAAAAUAAAAAAUCUCCAUUUAUUUUUACUUGCAUAUGCAAUUUCAUUUGUUGCAAGUUUGCAAAUAUGCAAUUGGCAGCCACAUCAAUGCAAUUGGUUUUGCAAUUACAAACACCUAUGUCAUCUUGCAAUUGAGAAUGCAAUAUCAAUAUGGAUGCUCUUCUUAUACACCAAUAGAAUAAAAAAAAACAUUUGUUAUUUAUAUUAAGUUAAUAUGAAUAACAAAGAUUUUUGCAUCCCAUUGGUGCCAGAAUCAAUAAUAUCGUAACGAUAUUCUCUCGUUCUAAGAGUUUUUCAGAGAGAAAAGUCAGAGAUUAGGUUUUUCUCCGAAAACCCUAGCGCUUGUACUUGUCUUCCUUUGAUCUGAGCUUAUUGAUAGAGCCGAGAGAGAGUUUCCUGGGGAUUGCAUAGUUCUAUCCUAAGGGUCUCGCAUCACUGAAUUGCAUCAGGUGUUCAGGAAAGUGAGGGAGUGUUCUUUUCUAACCAUUCUUGUGCAAGUUCAACGUGACGUGUUCUAGAAGUAAGAUGGCUACAUCGACAGAAAACAAUCUUGUGGAACAUGAGAUUGAACGUCAACUUCAGGGAAUAAGACUCGAGGAAGAAGAUGAAGAACCAUUGGUUAUAGACGCGAAAGAUAAAACGAAAGGCAUAGACAUUACUAUCCAAAAACUAGGGUUAGUGGGAAGACUCUUGGCGUCACGAAGCCCUAACAUCAAGUAUAUGCAGGAAGCGUUAUCGAAGGCAUGGAAUCUGAAGAAAAAGUUUACCAUCAAACCUAUUGAGGAAAACUUAUUUCCUUUUCAAUUUAGUGAAAUAGACGAUCGGAAUAGGGUGCGGUUUGGAGGUCCCCUGGCAUUUUGAUGGAGAUCUCUCGAUUUUCAAAGAAGCAUAUAUGAACUAGAAGACUCGACUAGAAGACCUACACAAGAUGGAGGUGUGGAUACGAGUGUUGGACAUCCCACCAGCAUAUCGAAACCAGGAUAUGGCUGAGAAAGUUGUUGGCAGUUUUGGAUGAUUCUUGUUAUAUGGAGCACUUUCAUGUGCUUCCGUGUGGCGAAGGACAUUCACAAACCCAUAAGAAAAGGCAUCAAACUGAAUAUUGAAUGAAGUUUUAAUGAGUUUGAAACAACUUAUGAAAGACUUCCCACUUUCUGCUUCUUCUGUGGGGUCAUUGGGCAUCCAAAAAGGUUUUGCAGGGUGCAUGAUCCACUAAAGGAAGAUGCCUAUAGACACUGGAUUAAGGCAGGACCGUUCCCAAAGGGUCCAAGGCUGUCGGAACAAGAAAGUAAGAAGGAAUCUAAAUUGUGGUUGAUGCUUAGUAAGAAAUACGUCACAAUUGUUGCAACCUGCAGGAACCCAACAGAUCACAGUAGUAGUGGCGAAGGAAGUAACUCCUUUUAAGGAGUCUGUUGCAGGGCUGACAGAGUCAGAAAAGCUAGAACAUAUGGGGGAGAAAAAUGACCAUGUGGAUGAUUAUGAGAGGGAAGAAACCCCAUAAAAGCUAUGGAAUACAAGAGAAGCGAUUGAAAGUGGUGAGAUGCAUAAAUGAUAUAUGGGUUUGUCAGGAACUACCAAUCCUACAACAGGUUCAAAGACAGAACAAGAGAAGAAAGACACUAAUCCUGAGGAGACAGAUCUAAUGUCACAAGUUCCUUCACCAUCGAAAUCAGGAGGAGUAUGGAAACGACAGUUACACAGCAAAGAUCAUUCAUAGGAAUGCUCAAAAGGAUUGUUAGGAGGGCAUACGCGAGAUAUUGGUGACAAUCAACCAGUAGACAUGGACAUUGACACAAAGAAACAAAAAAUUCAAUACAUGGACGACAAUGAGGCGGGCUAUGCCAAGGAGCAGAGCCAGCAAACCCAAUGAGGGUCCUAAGCUACAACUGUCAUGGGUUGGGGAACCCCACAACAGUUAAGAGAGUAGUUGAGCUACUUAGAAAGAAGGACUCCAGCUUUGAUUUCUUGAUGAAAAAAAAAGGAACAUGAAUGGGAACAAGUGAUGAUUGAUUUGGGAUGGACGAGAGGAAAAUGAUUUGGUUCAAAAGUUAGAGCAGGAGGACUUCUUUUGAUGUGGAUGGAGAAUUUGAAGGUGACGGUGAAAGACCUGACUUGACACUUUAUUGAUGUUUUAGUUGAGGAGAUAGAUGCAGCUAAAACUGGAGAUUUACUAGAAUUUACGGAUGGUCCUACUAAGGAAAGAAAAGAAAGACAUGGGAACUGAUAAGAUACUUGCACAGGCAGGUAAACCUACCUUGGCUCCUAUGUGGAGACUUCAAUCAAGUUCUAGGUUAGGAAGAAAAGAAUGGCAUCAGACCACCUGACGUACAUCAUCUGGAGGAAUUUAGAGAAGCUUUGGAUGCAUGUAACUAUGAGUAUUUGGGGUACUUUGGCAAUAUUUUCACGUGGGAUAAUGGGAGAGAGGAUUGAGGCUUUUUGGAGGAGAGGUUGGACAGAGUUGUUGCAAACGUGAAGUGGAAAGAGUUAUUUAAAUAUUCCCAGGUUUACCACUUGGAAAGAUGGGUUUCAGAUCACCUCCGAAUAAGCAUUGAGUUGUAUCCAUGGGAGGAGAAACCACAACGGGGAGGCAAUUCAUAUUUGAGGCCGACUGGCAAAAGUAUGAAGACUGCUCCCAAAUAAUAGCUGAAGAAUGGCAAAAGUAUUAGGGCAAAAGUAUGGAAGUUGGGAACAAAGUUUGCGAGGUCAAACUCCUUAAAUAGAGCAAAGAAACUUUUGGAAACAUU
This is a messenger RNA of Linum trigynum, 4007 nucleotides long. NCBI's taxonomy places the organism in Eukaryota, Viridiplantae, Streptophyta, Magnoliopsida, Malpighiales, Linaceae. The record is from the annotation of a GenBank genome assembly.